Messenger RNA from Copidosoma floridanum, 7521 nucleotides. RefSeq names its product serine/threonine-protein kinase MARK2. The record is from RefSeq and is a predicted model, not a curated record. NCBI's taxonomy places the organism in Eukaryota, Metazoa, Arthropoda, Insecta, Hymenoptera, Encyrtidae. Gene Ontology annotation, biological process: microtubule cytoskeleton organization; protein phosphorylation; intracellular signal transduction. Gene Ontology annotation, cellular component: cytoplasm. Gene Ontology annotation, molecular function: ATP binding; tau-protein kinase activity.
UUCCGUUCCUUUUUUUUUUUUUUUUUUUUUUCCUUUCUUUCUUUGAUUCAAUUUUUUACCCGCUGGCUCAAAGCGGAGUCGGCUCUCACUGGUCCCUAUAUGCGUCGAGUAUCGGUAUAGAAGCUCGUAGAGCCUCUGCCACGUGCACUCUGGGCAAACUAUCGUAUCCAGUGAUUUUCCUCGCACCGCCUCCCCUCCCCCCCAUCCCUCACGUAUAACAUCCACGUCAAUGCCAUAGAGGCCCUCGCGAGUGCAUGUGUGACAAGUGGUAGUGCGGUGUGCCCCACCCCCCCCCCUUCUCCGUGCACGUACUUUUAAACGUGUUGUUCUUCAAAAGCUCGUGCAACUGGUGCGUCGUCGAUCGACACCGGUGUCCCUGCGCAGCGUUGUAACGAUUGGGUUGAGGUAGCAGAGCGGCGCCUCCACCUCUCGACUUUUCAUUUUUCGGAGCACACGGCCAACAGCGGUACCUACACGUUGCCGUAUACGAUAAUACACAGCAGAGAGCGGCCCAAGAGCGGUAUAUAUAUAUCGAUACGCCCGGACACGCGCUCGCACACACACACACACACACAAGGUUUAAAACACACUCCGGUGGGCGGAUGACGUAGGAAGAGGCAAAAGAGAGCGCAGGAAGAGAGGGCCCGGACUUUGUGGCACGUAAUAUAAAACAACACUUGUGUGUAUGUGUGCGCGAGAGUUGUUUCGUCGCGUUUCUGUCGAUUGUUUCGGAGUUGGUGAAACUAUCGGGUGCUCAUUUGUACACUCUAUACCUGUGCGCCUGGUGUAAUCAUCUGCAGCUAUCGCCAACCAUCAUCAUCGAGGAACAAAGAAAAUGAAGAAGCAAAGAUUGAAUUACGAAUGGAAGAAAAAUUGAAGAAAUAACAAUAAGAGUUGGUGAUUUUUGCUGCCGAUCGUGUACCGAUAUAGAGCAAGGCAAGUUACACACAUCCACGGAGAUAAUACGUGCGACUGUAGCCGAGAGAUUGUGAUUGCGAGUGUGUGCUGUGUCUCGGGCAACAGCUCUUAUCUGUGUACUACCUAUAUAUAUAUACACCUACGUGCCUCGUCGCCGGAUGGCUGCGCCUCUGCCCGCAAACCUGUACGUUACAGCCAUCGACAGCCAUACCGACAGCAAAAGCACCCGCGAGGAUGGUGAUCGCUCUCAGGAGACGAAUCUCAGGAGCCUGUACCGAGACAUCGGGAAGAGUUGCCCACUGCCGCCGUUGAGGAUCUGCCGAUAGUUGCGCGCGACUCGAAAGGAAAAACAAAAAAAAACAAAAAAAAAGCACUUGAACAAUUAGCCAGCCGAGGAUGUGACGCGGUUGCAACGCGAGGCUUAGAUUUUCGAGACUCCGGAGCAGCUACAACUGGAUAAACCAGAGGAGGCGAGCGUAACUUUGCACCGUGGGAGACAGGAAGAUGAUGAGCGUGAACGGGAGGAGGUCCGUGGCACAGGCGCCGAGGAGCGCGCCAUCCGGUCCGGAGCGCCAGGGCCCCGUGAGCUUGAACAUGGUGAUAGGCCAGCGCAAGGUAGACGCCGGCAACAACAACAACACGGGGGUGACGACAAACGGCAGCUCGUGCCAGGAGGGCAAGGACGACGCGCUGUCGCAGCUGGAGAAGCAGGUCCGCUCGAUCGAGGUGAACACCAUGGCCGCCGCCGGGCCCAAGGAGGACAACAACGCGUCCGCCACCACCCAGAAAUUUUACGAAGCCUUUCUGCGCUACAAAGAACAGAAGGACCUCGGUGCCACCGCCGAUCAAGAACAAGAGCGUAGGUUCGUGCCGAGUCGCCGAGGGGGAAUGGAUCGCGGCGAGGCGUUCCGUAGUUCCUUCAAUUACGAGAGCCGUGCCCGAGCGUCCCACGGCACCCCGGCCAUGGCGAUGAAGUUGGCGCGCGCCGCCUCGGACGCGCGCCGGCGCCCGGAACUCGAGACGCCCCAGAGGAUGCACCGAGCCGUCGCCAAGUUGAACAAUCCGAGCACCCGGCCCAUCGAUCUCGAGGCAAACGAUGGCAUCAUCGGGGGAGGUGGCGGGGGCGGCGUGUCGGGCGGCACCGUGGCUGGUGCGCCGAGCGCGGCGCGACUCUCGUCACGCAGUAGGACGUCCGAGGAGCCGCACAUCGGCAAGUACAAGCUCCUCAAGACCAUCGGCAAGGGCAACUUUGCCAAGGUCAAGCUCGCCAAGCACGUGCCCACGGGCAAGGAGGUCGCCAUCAAGAUCAUCGACAAGACGCAACUCAAUCCGGGCAGUCUGCAAAAGCUUUUCCGCGAGGUCAGGAUAAUGAAGAUGCUCGACCACCCGAACAUCGUGAAGCUCUUCCAGGUGAUCGAGACGGAGAAGACGCUGUACCUGGUGAUGGAGUACGCGAGCGGGGGCGAGGUCUUUGACUACCUCGUGCUCCACGGCCGGAUGAAGGAGAAGGAGGCCAGAGCCAAGUUCCGGCAGAUCGUCUCGGCCGUGCAGUACUGCCACCAAAAGAAGAUCAUACACAGGGACCUCAAGGCCGAGAAUCUCUUGCUGGACAGCGAGAUGAACAUCAAGAUAGCCGAUUUUGGCUUCAGCAACGAGUUCACGCCCGGCAACAAGCUCGACACCUUUUGCGGCUCGCCCCCCUACGCCGCGCCCGAGUUGUUUCAAGGUAAAAAGUACGACGGUCCCGAGGUCGACGUGUGGUCGCUCGGCGUGAUACUUUACACCCUCGUGUCGGGCUCUCUGCCCUUCGACGGCUCGACGCUCAGAGAGUUGCGCGAGAGGGUGCUCAGGGGCAAGUACAGGAUUCCCUUCUACAUGUCCACGGACUGCGAGGCUCUGCUCAAAAAGUUUUUGGUGCUCAAUCCCACGAAACGGGCCUCAUUGGAGACUAUUAUGAAGGACAAGUGGAUGAACAUGGGUUACGAAGACGACGAGUUGAAACCGUACUUAGAACCAGAGCCCGAUUACAAAGACCACAAGAGGAUAGGUGAGUCUGCCAAAGCACUAGCGAGUAUGGGCUACACGCGAAGUGAAAUCGAAGACUCACUGUCACAAGCGAAAUACGACGAUGUAUUCGCGACGUACUUGCUGCUUGGCAGGAAAAGCAACGACCCGGAAAGCGAUGGCUCGAGGUCAGGCAGCUCCUUAUCACUGCGCAACAUUCCACCGCAGGUCAGCUCGGCCGGAGGCGCUGGCGGCGGUGCCGGGACGGGAGGAGCUGCUCAGAGUCCCUCGCAUCGUAGCGUGCACCGCAGCAUCUCGGCGAGCAAUCCAAAACCCAGCAGGCGAGCCUCAUCCGGUGCGGAAACGCUUCGCGGAGCUCCAAGUCCAGGUAAUACAACGAACCACAAUCAUGCUACUGCUGUAACCGGUGGAACGGUAACUGGAACAAGUGGUAGUAAUUUCAAACGUCAGAAUACCGUGGACGCAGCAACAAUUAAAGAAAAUUCCGCACGAGCAGCUCGUGAGUCUAUUAGGCCAUCUGCGCCAAAAAAUAGCCCUGGACAGCUUGAUACUAUGACAAUGUUCAUUCUAGGCGUCGGUACGAGUCCUGGCGGCAAGCCGAGAGUCGGCAAGACUAACACGAUGAACACAGGAUUCACAGCCGUUAAAAGUUGUACACCUACGCCUGGCUCUAUUGGCCGUCGUAGUACCAUAUCCUACGAUCAGGCCAAAACGGCGUCCGCCUCCACCGAAAGAACGAACGACAUGCCCAGCUUGGGUGUCACUCCAAGCAAUAGAUUAGCAACGCCCACGGCGCCUGCCUUCCCGAGGAAUGUUCCGAGUCGUAGUACCUUCCACUCUGGCCAAAAUCGUACAUCGAGGAAUCACACUCAGAGUCAUACGCAUACGCAGGACACGAACGCGAUAACCUCGAUAAGGCCGUCCUUCUUUUCCAAAAUCUCCUCAAAGUUUUCCAAGCGGUUUGCCAAUUAAAGUGAUGAAUCUCUUGCACUUGAUAUGCCGAUAAAUAAUAAUGGUGAAACGAAGACAAGCACCACACACACGCUCUCGCAAGCCGACUAUCUCGCUCGCACGAAUUUAUAUCAAAGUAUGCCGACGCUGUAUUUCUGCGAUAGUAUCUUUUACAACAGAAAAAAGAAAAGAAAAAAAACAGAGAAAGGCGUUUAUUUUUUACGUACAUAAGAAAAAAUCGUAACUUAUAUUAUACGAGAAUACGCAGACGCGGAUGAGAAAGCCAAGCGAACUAUUUUUUUUUCCCCAUUAUUCUCGUACAUCUAAUCAAUGUCUCUUUCUCGCAACUCUCCACAAGACGCAUAGCUGGUUAAGACGAACAAUUUAUAUUUAUUGAGAGAUACAUAACUCCACGAAUUGCCUCAUGUGUGAGCGUGUAUUAUUUACAUUUGUACAUGAUGAGCAGCCCAAGCGCAAGAACUCGACGACUAUACUAUUUUUCUGUUCUCCGAAGUGAACGGGGUGGGUGAGAGUGUAUUAUAUCAUUAAUUUUCUGUUUGAGUAAAUGCAAAUGGCUGCUUAUUUGAGUAACCAAUUCUCUCUUUCUUUCUCUCUCGUUAAACGAUCCUCGGUAGACAUAAAAAUAUAUAUAUUUAGAGAAAUAUCCCCAAAAUUUACCGUGAAAUUCACGGUAACACCGGGGAUACGCGUCACGGUGUGGGGUUUUGAUACCGGAAUCGUAUAAUUAUUUAUUUAUCAUCGUAUAAAAUUCACACAACGUCUAGUAAAAUAUACCGUUCUCUGUAAAUUUUAUAAAAACAAUGUGUACAUACAAUUUUGAUUGUCAAUUGCGGGGAUUUCGCAAGCCCGGUAAAUAAAAACUGUAGCUGUCAGUCGACAAGAAUUUCACUUUUUUUUUUUUCCAAAGUAAUAAUCGUCACAGUAGAACUUCUCGCGAAUUGUUUGAUCAAAUUCAAUUUCACUCGAUUGUGGAAUAACCUAUAUAUAAUCUUUUAACAUUUUGGGCUACAAUAAAUUUAUCUUCGCUGGACGAUCAAUUUGUGUGCCCUUGUAAUAAAAAUCUAGAGGAAAAAGUAAAAUAAUAACUCGUUUACUGUUAUGGCAGUAUAAUUUUUACAAAGAAUUUCACCGUAAGUUUUAUGAGAAAUUUCCUCAUUUAUACAAAAAUGUGCGAUGAACGUCACACAACAUUUGGGAUUAUUGAUUUCCUCCCCAUUUCCGUAUUUUUUAUUUUUUUCCAAUGCACACUACCAAUGAAAAUUAUACAUCGUGGCAGAGAAUUUUAGAGAAUUUUUUUCAGAAUUUUUGCGGAGAAAAUUUUUUGACUGAAUGCCUUUUGCGUUCAACAAUCGAUCGAAUGUGACGCGAUUUAUUGCAUAUUAAACUUAUGAUAAAGAGAUAAAUGUAAAUAUGUUAUAUUUCAUGCUUUUUUUCAUCUUAGUAUUUAUUUUGGUUUUUUUUCUUUUCUUUCUUUUAUUAAGCACCCGAAUUCAGCUACGUGUUUAAAGGCAAUGGUAUUUUAUAAACAAAAAUAUAGUAAAAAAAAAAAAAAAAAAAUUCAUACACGGACUUUUUUUCCUGAAGCUUAAAAUGUGAAAUGAGCCUUAUUUUACGCCUUAAAAAGUUUUAUAAAACUGUACGUGUAAGUUGUGACGAUUAUUUUCUCUUCUCAUCGUAGCAUUUAUAUACAUUCUUUGUACAUUUGCAUUUUCUCUAAGAUUGCUGCUGCACAAAAUUGCAUGAACAAUGCGCCAGAGAAAAAAAAAAUUCACGUUGUAACGAGUGAAAUGUUAUUGCUGCAGAGUAUGUAUUUUUGUAAAUAUAAAAAUAGAGAUACGAUAUGUUGGCUCGCAGAUUAAAUAGAGCACUAACUAUACGAAAAAAAAAGAAAAUUAAAAAAAUUAAAUCUUGCGGCGAUUUUUGAUUACAUUUUUUUCACAAAAAAUGUAUUGUAGCCUACUCUACUUACACACUUUUCAGUAACAUAAUGACUCCGAGUGAGGUUUAAAAUAAGAAGAAUAAAAAAAUUAUAACACAUUGAAAAUUUAGGUAAAUUGGAAUUUUUUAGAAUUACACAAAUGUAUGAAAUAUGAUUUUCUGAUUCUCUAUGAUCCAUGGAUGUAUGUGUGAUAAAAAAUAAAUUCAUAUUUGGGCGUAUGCAAAUUUUAUCAAAUGUUUUUCAUUAUUUUAGUAUUUUUUAUCUUGAAAAACAAGUUUUUUGCAUCAGUGAAACUUUUAAAAGUAUAAUUUUUUCGUUCGAAGGGCUUGGCUACUAGUCAAAUAAAGGCACUGAAAUGUUACAUUUUUUAUCAUUUUCUAAUCACAUUUUAUGCUCUGAAAAUGACAUUUUGUUUUUAUGAAUAUGUUCGCUUAACUCGAAAUUUUUAAGUAAGAUAUUAACAGAUGUCUUAGGUAAAUCGACAGUUUAUAUUAAGCUGAGUGUAUAAUAUGUAUUUUAUUUGAAAAAUAAAAUAUGCAUUUUGCUGUUGCAUUAAGAGUGUAAGAUGUACGUAAUAGUUUCUAGUUGUAUUUUACUGUCUUUUUUUCGUAGUAAUAGUGAGAAAAACAUAAAAGUAACCAUUAUUUUUAAAGUUUAUUAUUAACCAGCGCAAAAGUAUGUGUAAAUUGCAUUUGUAUCGUAGUAAGUCACCAAUUAACUGUUAUAUUAACUUGAUUAAAGAAAAAAAAUAACUAAUUUAAAAAUUUACAUCCAGUUAAGCGAACAAACAUAAUUGUGCAAUCACUUUUUUCAUAUUUUUUUUUUUUUUUUUUUUUCUACUUUUCCAUGUCCAUCAACAAACUGUUUCAUGUCUAUCAAUGUAAACGCCUAUUAUAUUCUAAUUGAAGGAAAAUAAAGGUAUUAAAUCAACGGAAUGAUAAGAAUCUGCUAUUAAUGUACAAUAUGUUUUCACGAAACGAAAUAUGAUGAAUAUAAUGUGAACCUGCGCUAAUCUGUAAGAUUUAGAGACAGACACAAAAAUAUCGAUGCAUUUUUUCUCAUUAUAAUCACAUACAUCCACAACCAUAUAAUAUUAUUUACGAGUGUAACCACUGGUUAGAGGAGAAAAAACCAGUGUAAACUAUGAUCAAUCCAUAAAUGUAAAGUGUUAUUUAUCAGAAGACACUCUGUAUGCAUCUACUGGUGAACGAGAAGUAUAUUAGUGAAAAUUCCUCUUACAGGAAGCAGAAUUAGACGAUUCUAAAGGUUUUAUCGUAUAGAGAAAUUAAUUAUCGACUUAUUAUCUUUAAUAUUACUAUUAUGAUUAAUAUUAUUAUUAAUAUUAUUAUUAACUGUGAAUAAAAUUAGUAAAUCUUGAUUGUACCAUAUACUUAUAGGAUUGCAACUGUUUGCUGCAACUCAGCUCUACUUCCGUCCAAAUUCAGCAUUGCCUCAUUUUCAUUUUCAUUAAUUUUUUACGACUAUCUAUAUAGUCAAUUAAGUCCAAGGGAUUAAAAAAGUGUUAAUCGCAAUGAUUGAUUACAGUUUUCUAUCGCACCACCGUUGCAACGUUUACGAUUGUAAUCGUACGAUUAUUUUAAUAAUACUCUUUGUUUAUUUCUAAUUAUCGUAUACAUAUAUAUAUAUUUAUUUUACUGCACUAUCCU